AAUUGAGCACCAGGCAGCAGUCUUGAGCCAAGCCCCCUGCCAGCAAGCAUGGCCAGCGAGUUCAAGAAGAAGCUCUUCUGGAGGGCGGUGGUGGCCGAGUUCCUGGCCAUGAUCCUCUUCGUCUUCAUCAGCAUUGGGUCUGCCCUGGGCUUCAACUACCCGGUGGGGAGCAACCAGACGGCAGUCCAGGAUAACGUGAAGGUGUCACUGGCUUUUGGGCUGAGUAUCGCCACACUGGCGCAGAGUGUGGGCCACAUCAGCGGUGCCCACCUCAACCCGGCUGUUACGCUGGGGCUGCUGCUCAGCUGCCAGAUCAGCAUGCUCCGGGCUGUCAUGUACAUCAUCGCCCAGUGUGUGGGGGCCAUCGUCGCCACCGCCAUCCUCUCAGGCAUCACGUCCUCCCUGCCCACGAACUCGCUCGGCCGCAAUGACCUGGCCCCUGGCGUGAACUCGGGCCAGGGCCUGGGCAUCGAGAUCAUUGGCACCCUUCAGCUGGUGCUGUGCGUGCUGGCCACCACCGACCGCAGGCGCCGCGACCUGGGUGGCUCGGCCCCCCUUGCCAUUGGCCUCUCUGUAGCCCUGGGACACCUGCUGGCGAUCGACUACACAGGCUGUGGCAUUAACCCUGCUCGGUCCUUUGGCUCUGCAGUGAUCACUCAUAACUUCAGCAACCACUGGAUUUUCUGGGUGGGGCCGUUCAUCGGGGGAGCCCUAGCGGUGCUCAUCUACGACUUCAUCCUGGCUCCACGCAGUAGCGACCUCACAGACCGAGUGAAGGUGUGGACCAGUGGCCAGGUGGAGGAGUACGACCUGGACGGCGAUGACAUCAACUCCAGGGUGGAGAUGAAGCCCAAGUAGAGGGGUCCUGGCCCGGGCAUCCACGUGGGGGCGGGGCAGGGGCGGGCGGAGGGGGGGAUGAAAUCCAUA
Molecule: messenger RNA, 927 nt
Organism: Cynocephalus volans (Philippine flying lemur)
Lineage: Eukaryota; Metazoa; Chordata; Mammalia; Dermoptera; Cynocephalidae
Gene: AQP1
Product: aquaporin 1 (Colton blood group)
Exons: 4
Coding region: 49-858 (269 amino acids)
Biological process (GO): carbon dioxide transmembrane transport; hyperosmotic response; renal water transport
Cellular component (GO): membrane
Molecular function (GO): carbon dioxide transmembrane transporter activity; ammonium channel activity; water channel activity
Source: RefSeq, a predicted model, not a curated record